Tyto alba (common barn owl) is the source of this 2151-nucleotide messenger RNA. RefSeq names its product coronin 1B (gene CORO1B). The record is from RefSeq and is a predicted model, not a curated record. Gene Ontology annotation, molecular function: actin filament binding. The transcript has 10 exons. Gene Ontology annotation, biological process: cell migration; actin filament organization. Lineage: Eukaryota; Metazoa; Chordata; Aves; Strigiformes; Tytonidae. Bases 78 to 1682 code for a protein of 534 amino acids.
CCACCGGCUCCGCGCGCCGCCGCCACCCGCGACCCGCGGCCCCGUGCUGACCCCAGCCCCGGGGGCGCUCCCCAGCCAUGUCGUUUCGGAAAGUGGUGCGGCAGAGCAAAUUCCGGCACGUUUUCGGGCAGCCGGUGAAGACGGAACAAUGCUACGAUGACAUCCGCGUGUCCCGGGUCACUUGGGACAGCACCUUCUGCGCCGUCAACCCUUCCUUCGUCGCCAUCAUCGUCGAGGCCAGCGGCGGCGGCGCCUUCCUCGUCCUGCCCCUGCACAAGACCGGCCGCAUCGAUAAGUCGUACCCCACGGUGUGCGGGCACACGGGUCCCGUCCUCGACAUCGACUGGUGUCCCCACAAUGACCACGUCAUCGCCAGCGGCUCGGAGGAUUGCACCGUCAUGGUUUGGCAAAUCCCCGAAAACGGGCUCAGCCAGCCGCUGACGGAGCCGGUGGUGGUGCUGGAGGGACACUCGAAACGUGUGGGCAUCAUUGCGUGGCACCCCACCGCCCGCAACGUCCUGCUCAGCGCCGGCUGUGACAACGUGGUGCUGAUCUGGAACGUGGGGACGGCGGAGGAGCUGUACCGCCUGGAGGGGCUGCACCCCGACCUCAUCUACAGCGUCAGCUGGAGCCGCGACGGUGCCCGCUUCUGCACCGCCUGCAAGGACAAGAGUGUCCGCGUCAUCGACCCCCGCCGUGGCACCGUGGUGGCCGAGAAAGAGCGGGCGCACGAAGGGGCUCGACCCAUGCGGGCCAUUUUUUUGGCCGACGGCAAGAUCUUCACCACCGGUUUCAGCCGCAUGAGCGAGCGGCAACUGGCGCUGUGGGACACGGUGAGGAGCAGCACCCCGGGGUGGGGGGGGUGCGUGGCAGGGGGGGGUGUCCCACGGGACCGUGCUGGGGUUAGGGGGGGUGAGUCCCACGGGGCUGACACGCCUGCCCCACAGGACAACCUGGAGGAGCCCAUGGGGCUGCAGGAGCUGGACUCCAGCAACGGGGCUCUGCUGCCGUUUUACGACCCCGACACCAACGUGGUCUACGUCUGCGGCAAGGGCGACUCGAGCAUCCGGUACUUUGAGAUCACAGAGGAACCACCCUACAUCCAUUUUCUCAACACCUUCACCAGUAAGGAGCCCCAGCGGGGCAUGGGCUGGAUGCCCAAGCGUGGGCUGGACGUCAGCAAGUGUGAGAUCGCCAGGUUCUACAAGCUGCACGAGCGCAAGUGUGAGCCCAUCAUCAUGACGGUGCCAAGGAAGUCGGACCUGUUCCAGGACGACCUGUACCCCGACACGGCGGGCCCCGAGGCAGCGAUGGAGGCGGAGGAGUGGGUGGCGGGGCGGACGGCGGGGCCGGUGCUGGUGUCCCUCCGCCAGGCCUACGUCCCCAGCAAGCAGCGGGACCUCAAGGUGAGCCGCCGCAGCCUCCUGCACGACAGCCGCCCCCCCGCCACCGCCCCCCCGGCCGCCGCCACGCCGCCCCCCACGCCCCCCGCCGCGCCCGCGCCCACACGCCUCAGUGCCCCCCCCAGCCUGGGCACCGGCCCCUCUGCUCCCACGGGGGGCGGGCGGCUGGAGGAGGUGCUGCAGGAGGUGGCGGCGCUGCGGGUGCUGGUGGCGGAGCAGGGCCAGCGCAUCGCCCGGCUGGAGGAGCAGCUCAGCCGCCUCGAGAACGGACACGUCUAGGGACCCACCGGCCCCCCCCUCAGGGACCACUGCGGCUGGGGACACCCCCUCAAACCUCACACCCCGCCCCCCCCCCCCCCCCGAACAUCCUCCCAUGGGGUCCUCCCAUUGGAGGGCUGUCCGCCCCUCUGGCAGCUUCCCCCCCACCCCCAUUGCCUUACUGGGUGCUGCCCCCCCCCUCAAAAAAUCACGGACCAUUCCCUCCCCAUGUCCUCGGGCUGGGGGCUCCUCCUGGGAUCAAACACUACCCCCUGCACCCCCUAAACCUGGCCCCAGGCGGGGUGGGGUCUUCCCCUCCUUCCUGUGGGGCAGGGUGCGAUCUGCCCCCCCCCCCCCCCCCCCAACUGUGGAAUAUUGACCCCCUUAUAUUUUGGGGGCUUCUUCCUCCUUUCCUCCUUGUCCCUCCUCCCCUUACAGUGCAGGGUCAAAAACUAUAUUUUCACUCCAAAUAAAGAACUUUAUAAGAAAA